Cynoglossus semilaevis (tongue sole) is the source of this 2125-nucleotide messenger RNA. RefSeq names its product platelet-derived growth factor alpha polypeptide a (gene pdgfaa). Bases 715 to 1317 code for a protein of 200 amino acids. Gene Ontology annotation, molecular function: platelet-derived growth factor receptor binding; growth factor activity. Gene Ontology annotation, cellular component: membrane. The record is from RefSeq and is a predicted model, not a curated record. The transcript has 6 exons. NCBI's taxonomy places the organism in Eukaryota, Metazoa, Chordata, Actinopteri, Pleuronectiformes, Cynoglossidae. Gene Ontology annotation, biological process: positive regulation of protein autophosphorylation; positive regulation of phosphatidylinositol 3-kinase/protein kinase B signal transduction; positive regulation of cell population proliferation.
CUACUUGAUGUUACAGAGCACUUGGAAUGAUAUUUUGAGCAUGAACCUCAGGGCUGCUGUAACAGACACAGAGCACCGUGUUAUUUGGGAGUAAUUAAGAGCGUAAUGCAGGGCGCGUUCUUGCCGCCACGGGGACGCGCAGGGCUGUUAUAUCCUGUGACUGAAUGUGUCCCGAAUUCAUUCACUCCGGAGAUCACAGGACUGCAGGGAGCUGCUCCCACACUCACCCCCCCACCACCACCCACCCCCAGGAGUUCCUCUUCUGUUCUUCUUUCUCUGCUGCAGGAACACGGAUUUUAACCGAUGACCUGUUCGAGUCAAUGAAGCUCCAGGAUGCUGCAGGAGGCACCGAGCUGCGGUUCAGAGCGGGUGGACGUGUCCCGGUGUGUGAACUGUGGAGGAGCAGUGACGUCUGGACACCUGCUCUGUCUGUUCUAACACGAGGUUCCGCCGUGAACCCACUCUGAGCUCCGGACCAGCUCCAGCCCGAGGUCCAGACUUUGGUCCAGGCUCAGUUUGCGCAGGAGUUGAGAAUAAAAAUAAAUAAAUAAAUAAAAAAAUUCCAGCUCCUGAUUUGCUCUCUUACCGGGGCUCUGGUGGUGUCCCGCUUUCACCAGGGAUGACUGUGGGCUCCCGGGCUCAGGGAGCGACAGCCCGGCUCCUGCAGUGGAACACACCCUCGUCCUGGUGCCUUUGGAGCGGAUCUAAGAGGAGAUGAGAGCCGCGAUCCUUCACCUCCUCGCCGGCUGUCUCUGCCUGUUACGCACCGCUGCUGAGGAGUCACCUCUCCCCCGGGAGCUGCUGGAGCGGCUCUCCCGCAGCGACAUCCGCAGCAUCAGCGACCUCCAGCGGCUGCUCGAGAUAGACUCCGUAGAUAACGAGGUGAUGGAGGAGACCAAACACACCGACCACAAGGACUUCUCUCACAGCUUCCCUGACCUGAAGAGGGCGUACACGCACACCAGGCGCAGACGCAGCACCGUGGUUGAAGAAGCUGUCCCGGCGGUGUGUAAGGUGCGGACCACCGUCUAUGAGAUUCCCAGGAGCCAGGUGGACCCCACCUCGGCCAACUUUAUCAUCUGGCCCCCGUGUGUUGAAGUGAAGCGCUGCACCGGCUGCUGUAACACCAGCAACAUGAGAUGCCAGGCGGCCCGCAAGCGCCACCGCACCGUCAAGGUGGCGAAGGUGGAGUACGUUCGUAAGAGGCCCAAACUGCGGGAGGUGCAGGUGAGUCUGGAGGACCAUCUGGACUGUAUGUGCAGCAGCAAACGCCAACACCUGAGCGCCAACGCAGACACAGUCAACGGCGUCAGGUGAAGCGACACUUCGGUCAGAGAGGAGGAGGGGAAUCGAACCGCCGACGACAACCUCCCUCAGUCUCUGACAUCAUCAUCAACCAGCAGCGAGUGACUGUUGUGGACUUUUUAAUGGAUUACUGCUCAGUCUGACUGGUGAAACCUCUGGGAGGUGUGACCCCCCCGACCCCUGACCCCCGACCUCCCCCACUGGUGACUCAUGAGAAGUUUAACUUUUGUAAGUUUAAAGUGAGCGUCUGAUUCCUGACUGGACGAACAGUGAUUUUAAACGAUGGAUUUUGGAUGUGGCCACAGGGGGCGCCAUCAUCACCAUCUAUCACUUCUUGUUUCUUCAGCGGAGACUACAUCGUUGGAUGGCUGGGAUUAUAUUCCGGUUGGAUUCAUGUCUCAGAACAUCAGCUGGUCGUGGGUUCGACGCCCACAGAUUGGCUCCGUAUAUGCUCUUAUUUUUUUAUAACCCAUUAUUUUCUAUUGCUGUCUUUUUUUAACCAGUUAUUUUAAUCUACAAACGAUCGGAGGUGAAAUAUUAUUUUUUUGACUUGUUACUGAUACUAAUAAACUAUUUAUACAAAACGGUUCGAGAGUAUGGUUCAUCCAUUCUCUACCAGUCCUCAGAGGGGGCGGAGCCAAUCUCAGCGGCUGUACUGUAUAGCAUUAGCUACACCCUGGACAGUUGUCCAGUCCAGCGAAGGUCAACAGGUUGACCUUUGGUCCCCAAACCUCAGGGUUUGUAGAGGAAGUAAAAACGAGUCUUAAACCAAUGAUGUCUUAGCGGUAAGGCAAAACCGCUAACCACCUAAGACGUGGAC